CUGAGAGCAUCAUUCAUCUCGUAAUCAGAAAUAAAGGAAAUCGGCCAAAAUGUGCUGCAAAGGUUUUCUCAAAACCAUGAUGUUCAUCUUCAAUGGUGUCAUCUUUUUGGCAGGUGCUGCGGUGUUGGCGGUAGGAAUCUGGGUGACUGUCGACCAAGUGUCCCUUCUGGGAUUUUUAGACCAAAUUGAAGAUGCCCCUCCUGAGCUGGCACAGCUGGCCAACAUCGGCUACGUGUUGAUCGGAGUGGGCUCGUUCCUGGCUCUCGUGGGUUUCCUGGGAUGUUGUGGAGCGAUUCAGGAGAACAGGUGUAUGCUCCUCUCUUUCUUCAUCAUCGUGCUCAUCAUUUUCAUCGUAGAGGUGGCAGCAGCUAUAGUACUCUUCGUCUUUCAGCCUGUGGCCCAGAAAUUACUGCAGGAACUUGGAGAGAAUGUUGCUAAGAGCAUCAAGGCUAAUUAUGGGAAAGAUGAGAGUUUCACUGGCGUCUGGAAUAACACUAUGAAUGAGCUGGAGUGCUGUGGAUAUAACAACUACACUGAUUUCACGGGCUCUCUGUUUGUUAGUACAUCAUCACUAUAUCCAGAGACUUGCUGCUACAGGAAUAUUACUCGCUGUGUUGAAAAUGCAGCGGAAAUGUCGAACACAGUGGGCUGUUUCAAUGCUUUAGUGACUCUGGUUGAGGAAAAUGCUAUUUUGCUGGCAGGCGUGGCCAUUGGAAUUGCCGCUUUAGAGAUCGCAGCAAUGAUUGUUUCUAUGGUCCUCUACAAGAAUGUAGGAAAAUGAUUAAAGACUGAAAGCAGCAGCAGACGCUAAUGUCGACAUCAAAGUUUACUCAUGAUGCGGCUUGAAUCAACAUUAAUAUGAAUUAUAAUGGAAAUACUAUUUCGGCUGCAGAAUGAAGACAAAAGCCGUUUGCACAAAAAACAUUGUGUCUUUAAAAUUAUUAUUUUACUUUUUAUGUUCAAGAAUGUUUAGCAAGAGUUGUGCUUAACUGCAGUGCAACAUAUGAAGCUAAAAAGCUAAUAACAUGUAGAA
This is a messenger RNA of Xyrauchen texanus (razorback sucker), 1033 nucleotides long. RefSeq names its product tetraspanin-1-like. The coding region runs from base 50 to 781 and encodes 243 amino acids. Gene Ontology annotation, cellular component: membrane. NCBI's taxonomy places the organism in Eukaryota, Metazoa, Chordata, Actinopteri, Cypriniformes, Catostomidae. The record is from RefSeq and is a predicted model, not a curated record. The transcript has 8 exons.